CACGUCAGAAAUCACAAAGGGAGAAUUUUGUUCCCUGCUUUUUCUCCUCCAAAAAACUCAAGAGAAACCCCAAAAUCCUCAAAGAGGAUUACAAACAAAAUCAUCAAAAUUUUGAGCAUGGCAACGGCCAUUUCGUUUGCACAAUUCAUUCGCUUAUCCAAAACCUCAGUUUUUCUCCACGGGAAUGGCCUGAGAAGCUUCACAAAUUCAGUGUCUUUCUCUUCUGCUUCAUCUUCUGCUCUUUCUUCUCCUCAGUUGCUCAAGAAGAAAUGGAGACAGCCAGUGGUUUCGGUUCUGGAGCUCGGCGGCACCAAAAUUGCCAAAGAUGAUGUGAUCAGAGACGACCCUACAAAUAAUGUGCCAGAUACAAUUUUUGCAAAACUUGGAAUGCAACUUCAUAGGAGAGAUAAACAUCCACUUGGGAUUCUGAAGAAUGCAAUAUACGAAUACUUUGAUACCAGUUACUCCAACAAGUUUGAUAAGUUUGAUGACCUAUGCCCAAUUGUCUCUGUAAAGGAGAACUUUGAUGAUGUAUUGGUUCCUGCUGAUCAUGUAAGUCGAAGCUAUAAUGACACCUACUAUGUUGAUUCUGAAACUGUUUUAAGGUGCCAUACAAGUGCUCAUCAGGCAGAGUUGUUACGAAGAGGGCACACUCAUUUCCUUGUAACAGGAGAUGUGUACCGAAGGGAUUCCAUUGACUCAACUCACUACCCUGUAUUCCAUCAGAUGGAGGGUGUUCGUGUCUUCUCUCCAGAAGAUUGGAGUGAAUCUGGCAUUGACGCUACAUCUUAUGCAGCUGAAGACUUAAAGAAGUGCCUUGAGGGUUUGGCACGCCACUUAUUUGGUGCUGUUGAAAUGCGGUGGGUUGAUACAUAUUUCCCAUUUACCAAUCCAUCAUUUGAACUUGAGAUCUUUUUCCAGGAGAAAUGGUUAGAAGUUUUGGGUUGUGGGGUGACUGAACAAGAAAUAUUAAAGAGAAGUGGCAAAGCUGAUAAUGUUGCUUGGGCUUUUGGACUUGGAUUGGAGCGCUUAGCAAUGAUCCUAUUUGACAUCCCAGAUAUCCGACUUUUUUGGUCAUCUGAUGAGAGAUUUACUUCUCAGUUUUCCACAGGCCAGCUGGGCAUCAAAUUCAAGCCUUUUUCAAAGUAUCCUCCAUGUUAUAAAGAUGUUAGCUUUUGGAUCAAUGAAUCUUUCACCGAAAACAAUUUAUGUGAAGUUGUUAGAGGCAUUGCUGGGGAUAUUGUUGAGGAGGUUCGGUUGAUAGACAACUUCACAAAUAAGAAAGGAAUGACCAGUCACUGCUACAGGAUCGCAUAUCGAUCCAUGGAACGCUCACUUACAGAUGAGGAAAUCAAUAAGCUGCAGUGGGACGUAAGAGAGCAGGUGCAGAACAAGUUGAAUGUUGUGAUGAGAUGAGAGUUUCUCAUGCAGUAUCCUAUAUGUAGCUCUUUUAAUUAUUGGCUUCCAGUUCUUGCAUUUUAAGCUGUAAACACAGUUUUUUUGUUUCUUCUUUUGCUUAGUGCAGAAACAGUUUUUUGCCUGUCAUGAUGUGGAGAAUCUACCCCUCCAAGAACUAAGAGAACAUACAUAUUAAAAAUUACCAUACAGGUCAUCAAAUUCUAUCAUUUCAUAGAAGUUUUAUUUUGAAAUAGGAGCUUUCUUUUCUCCCAAA
Messenger RNA from Ziziphus jujuba (common jujube), 1672 nucleotides. RefSeq names its product phenylalanine--tRNA ligase, chloroplastic/mitochondrial. Lineage: Eukaryota; Viridiplantae; Streptophyta; Magnoliopsida; Rosales; Rhamnaceae. The transcript has 10 exons. Gene Ontology annotation, molecular function: ATP binding; phenylalanine-tRNA ligase activity; tRNA binding. Gene Ontology annotation, biological process: phenylalanyl-tRNA aminoacylation. Gene Ontology annotation, cellular component: cytoplasm; mitochondrion. The record is from RefSeq and is a predicted model, not a curated record. The coding region runs from base 118 to 1416 and encodes 432 amino acids.